Molecule: messenger RNA, 6799 nt
Organism: Hemibagrus wyckioides
Lineage: Eukaryota; Metazoa; Chordata; Actinopteri; Siluriformes; Bagridae
Gene: purg
Product: purine-rich element binding protein G
Exons: 1
Coding region: 1025-2035 (336 amino acids)
Biological process (GO): regulation of transcription by RNA polymerase II
Cellular component (GO): nucleus
Molecular function (GO): RNA polymerase II transcription regulatory region sequence-specific DNA binding; purine-rich negative regulatory element binding; DNA-binding transcription factor activity, RNA polymerase II-specific
Source: RefSeq, a predicted model, not a curated record
CUGGUGUUCCAAAAAAAGGUCGUUAAACGCCAACAAAUUGCAUUAGCACCUGAGCUAACUAGCGCGACUAGCUGAAAACUAGCAAAGCCGCGUUUGAACGUGGGCAGAUUUUAAUAUUUAUCUAAAAAAGGUGAGAUUCCUGGUAUUAAAAAAAGAGCCAUUCAUAAAUGUGUCUUCCUCCUAUACACAAUAUUAGCCUUUUCCCCUCCACAUUUUACACAAGCUAACAUGACCGAGAGACUGACCUGACAGCACGUGCUUGUGUGAUAGGGGGAUGUGACACGACUGGUUUUCACUUCUGCACAACGAAUAAAAACAGACCGAAUCCAGGUCAGAGGUAAUCAUUCCGAUAUCAUUUACUAAGUGAAACUUUACAACUGUGCUCAAAACGUGCAUCUUUCCUAUGCGUAUUCGUAAUGCGUAUGUCCUGAUUGAGAACGGCCAUAUCUUCCUUAUUAGUGUAAUAAAAUGUCAAUGCUGGUGCCUUCAGCAGUGUGUCCUCUCUCUCUCUUAAGUGGAAAUGAGAAUUACGCCACAGCUCUACUCCACACUCCGUCUCUUUAAACGGUGGAGUGUGUUAUUGUAGAGGGGAGGGAGGGAGAGAGGGUCAUUGAGUUCAUUCCCAUCCCGUACUGAUGCAGCGCCCUCUAAAGAAAUCCAGGAUUGGAUGAUUUCUCUCCCUCUGCCGUUUCAUCAAGCUGGCUGGGCUUUUAGCAGGCAGAGAUAAGUGUCAGAUGUGCGCUAAGGAGGAAAAAAACCCACAGCAGCCGUGUAAUCAGCUAAUAAUUCGACUGUGCCCAUGCGAUUUGAUUUGACCUUUAAUUCAGGACACCGAGCCGCGAUCAGCUGAUGACUAGCCGGGCAGCUGCCAUUUUGCAGGUCAACCGGGGUUUCGCUUAAAACUUGUCCAGCGCACAAAGCCGACUAAGCUAAAUAAUUGAGCUGAGCUCGCUCCGUCGACGGCAACAACAGGGUAUCGGAGAUGGAGAAGAAACCGGGCCGCUGUCGGGAAAUUUGAGCGAGCAUGGCUGACGGUAACACGAGAGAGAUGGAUAGAGGGAAAGGCAGGAUUACGGGCGACUCGUUUCCGAGAGGCGGGUAUGCACAGCAGUACAGCACGACUCUGCCCGCAUUGCAAGGUCCCGACAUACAGGAGCUCGCGUCCAAACGCGUAGACAUCCAGAAGAAGCGCUUCUACCUGGACGUGAAGCAGAGCGCGCGGGGCCGAUUCCUCAAAAUCGCAGAGGUGUGGAUCGGCAGGGGAAGGCAUGACAGCGUGCGGAAGAGCAAGCUCACGCUAUCCAUGGCCAUGGCUCCCGACCUGAGGUAUUGCCUGGGGGAUUUCAUCGAUUACUACGCGCACGUAGGCCUGCGAGGCGGCCACGCGCCACGGCCUGAGGAGUCGAGUGACGCGCAGCGAAGGCGACAGCCAGACCAUCAUGCAGCGCCCGCAUCACCCAGCGGCUCGGCGGCGUCCGAAGAGCCCGCACACCGGGUGCUGAAGAGCGAGUCAAUCGAAGGCGACAACCGGAAGUACUAUUUGGAUCUGAAGGAGAACCAGCGCGGCCGCUUUUUACGCAUCCGGCAGACCGUGAGCAGGGGGCAGGGCGCAGUGGGGUACUAUGGCCAAGCCGUGGAGCAGACCAUCGUGCUGCCUGCGCAGGGCUUAAUCGAGUUUCGGGACGCGCUCUCACAGCUCAUCGAGGACUACGGCGACGAGCGCGAGGCCAACGGACGAAGCGCGAGGGCGGAGCGCGAUCGGGAAGCGGCGUGUGCCGAGCUGCCCGAGGCAGCGUCCUUCCGAGUCGACAACAAGCGCUUCUACUUCGACGUGGGCUCCAACAGGUAUGGUGUGUUCCUCAAAAUUAGCGAGGUGCGACAGCCGUACCGGAACACCAUCACGGUGCCGCUGAAAGCCUGGUCCCGCUUCGGUGAGAACUUCAUCAGGUACGAAGAGGAAAUGAGACGCCUGUUCACCUGCCGCAAGGAGAAGAGGACAGAGGCGCAGGCGGACAGCGAAGAGCGCGAGGAUUGACAGCGGCCCGCCAUCUAUGUUCUGUUGCAGUAUGUCACAGUGCUCCGGUUUAUACAAUAUCCUCAUACAUGUUUCAAACAGUGUACCUCUAUAGCCUGUUCAAGUACCGCACUGUACUGUACAACUCCGAUCAAUCACAAUAGCACUUUUACAUUCAAGUACUGUUUUUGUUUUCCUUUUUAGUUCAUUUUAUGAACGGUUGGCUUGAGAUCAGGUUGUGUAUGAGCGAUAGCCUAAUAUAUAUAUGAGUUUUGUUUUGUUUUGCUGACGUUAAGAGGGUCUGAACACGAAAUGGAAAGGUCCAGAUGGAAAUGUGCAUUCAGCAAUCUGCAGUGAGGCUGAAGCGCGCGCGCUCGUCUGUGGGCGUGUGUGUGUGCGCGCGCGGGUGCCCAGGGAUUCUCUCUUUCUCUCUCUCGAUUAUACAUGCAGAAUUAGUGCACUACACAGAGUGUACAGGUUGUGCAAAUUGGCUGUGAUGCAUGACCACAUGCACUCUUAGAGAAAUCUAGGAGUUUUUUAGUAAAAGGGCACCUUAGAUUAGGAGAACACAUCAGUUUGGUCUAAAUGUGGUAUGUUAAGUAAAGACAUGUAUAAUACUAUGCCUGAGACAGUACUAUACAUUAUUUUUUGAAAAACGUUUCAAAACAUUAUACCACAUCAGUAAUACAUACCUCCUGGAUACACUAAUACAAUGUUUUUUUUCUCCCUUUGUGACAAAGGUUCGACCCACAGUAAUGUCAGUCAAACAAAAAUGUAAUGAUCCAGACUGCUUGAUUUUGUUAAAUUUUUUUCACUGGCUUGUUCAGCAAACCUACAAAUAUCACCCAUUGCUUUUAUUAAAGCAAUGUUUAAUGAAAGGUUACAUGCACUAUUUAACAAGCAGAGACUCAUUUAAACAAUGGGUCUGUUCUAGUUAAAAGAGGGUUACACCUUGGAUUAUAAUUCAGUUUUCCUUACGAAGCUAUAAAGAUAAAAAAAAAGUCAAGAUAUGAAAUUAAUAUUUAGAUAACUGAAUAUAAAUAAGAUUUAUAGAUUGAUCAAAUACCUAAUAUCAGGGGGCAUGGUGGCUUAGUGAUAGCUUGGGGGUUCAUUUCCUGCCUCUGCCGUGUGUGUGCGUGGAGUUUGCAUGUUCUCUCUGUGCUUCAGGGGUUUCCUCUGGGUACUCCGGUUUCCUCCCCCAGUCCAAAGACAUGCAUUGUGUGUGAACGGGUGGGUGUGAUUGCCACUUUGUCCAGAGUGUCCCCUGCCUUGUGCCCUGAAUCCCCUGGGAUACUCCAGGUUCCCCAUUACCUUGUUUAGAUGGAUGGAUAUACCCAAUUUUAUGAGCACAAUAUGUUUAAACUAUGUAAAUAGGUCUCGAAUAAAGAUUAAUAUAAUAAGAUAUUCUAAAAUUAAUGUUCACAUAAAUGUGAGCACCUGUCAUCCUCUCUGUAUCACCUGAGAGCGAUAAUAGCAAUAGUCACUAGCUGAAAUGAAGAGAAUCAACAGAAUUGGUAGACUUGUAUGUGGUUUCAGCAGUAAUGCUCCUAAUGCUAGGCUUCAAGUUUGCUAUUAGGUUAAUUGCUCGGGAGAAUUUGUGUUCUCCAAACACAGACCCAGUUUUUACAGAAACGUGUAUGUUUUAGCCCAAGCUGGAUUCACACAUACCUGCACAUUAGGUUCAGCUAAAUUGCCUUGAAUUAAGGCAGAGAGAAAUGUCAUCAACCCUCUAAUAUCUAUUAUUAUUGUUAUUAUUAUUAUUAUUAUUAAUAAUAAUAAAAAAAAGUAAAAGAAAGUGUUGUGAAAAUGUAGAGAUGAAUUUAUCAGCGCUAAAGACCUGCAUAUUAUUUUGCAUAAUUAUAACGGAUGACCGGUGGAUAGCCACUUCAUGACUUAAAUGAUAAAUGUUAUUAAAUACUUAAAACUUACAGGAUAUUAUUAAGGGCUUUACAGCAUGCAUUUUUAAAAGGGGACUUCAUAUCGUAACUGUUUUCACAGUUUAACAGCUCUAAGGUCCUUUUCGAAGGUGUUAACCAACGGAAAACAUUUAAUAGCGCUCUCUCAGCGUUGCCAGUCCCCUUUUGAGGACAGCACAAAUGUUUAAAGCACUCUUAUAUAAUAACACUAAAAUGUCUGUCUUAUCAUUUAUUUUCAUUCCAGUUGUAUGCAUUGCCGGUGUUGUGCAAUUUGCUGUGGAAACUUAGACGGACACAGUAAAUCUGAAACAGUUUAAAAAAUAAAAAAGUGUUCAAAAUCUUAGAGAUUUUAAUAGAAUAGUGGUGUUUAUAAGAUGAUAGUGCAAUGAAAACAGUGUUCCUCAUUCAGUCACCCAUUAACCUCUAAAUUGACUGUCUUUUAAAUGCCUUUUCUAUGAGGCGAGUCCUCGUAGCACAAAUAUACUUAGAGGUUAACUUCCUGAAAGAGAUAAAUCCCCUCUUACUUAUUAAUAGCGGGUUGAGAAAUACACUCAAGCAUGUUCACGUAUGCAAAUAAUUGUCCAGCUGACAAAAAAAAGCAAUCGUUUCAUCAAGUCCUAUUGGUUCGUAGUGCUUUAAAUGACUUUUCCUUGUUUUCUUUUGUUUUUUUGGACCCUCAGCGAUUUAUUUUCACUAAAUGAGUUAGAUCUACUUCACAUGAUGAACAUAAGGAAACUCUAAAAGCUGGGCUUUUGCUCAGAAGGCUGAUAUAAGACAUAGGCAGCACUUCCCACAAGCACUUUAUUCAAACAGCACUUUGAGCUGCUGCUACUGCUGCUGCUUUUACUAUUCAAUCUUACCGAGAGGAUCCGUUUCUCAUCCGAGCGACUACAAGGGAGGGGUCUCGUUCAUUUCGUGAGAAUGACAAUCAUACACCUAAAAACAAAAAACAAACAUUUCACUGUACACGCUUUAGUGAUGAAGAAAACACAGCACACACUAAACGCCCUGUAGAAGUAUUAUGCAACCUUAAUGUUAGUGUUUUAUGACAGCUAAGGUCUUUCAAUGCUUAUGCGAGACCUUAGCUGUCAUAAAACAGUAAUAAAAAAUAAAUAAAUAAUAGUUAAUGAAUCAUAUACUGCAUGUAUAAUUGGAAUUCCUCCUUUCAGACUGUCCAAGCAUAUUGUAUAUGAGAGUUGCUUCAAGUGCAACAUUUCUGCUAGCAGUACACUUUUCUGGAUUUUCUGGAUCUUUUUUGGAUCUUCUGGGCAUGGAUUUUACACCCAGUCUCCGUCUAAAUUGUCAGUGGGAAGGUAAUCUAGGACUAAUCCAGAAAAACCUGCCCUGACAAUUCACCUUGCUUUGUUUCAUUAACUCUUUAACAACUGUGGUUUAUUACCUCUCUUUUAUAAUUUCUUUCUUUUUGAAACAUUUCAGGGCUCACUCAUUCUGGGCAUUGACACAGCAUAGGUUUUAUAUUACACUUAGUUAAUUGUAUCCAAAUAUGAACCUAAUUUCUUAAAGUUAAAAGGCUGUACCCUUGACAAAGUGAUAAAGGAGUAAAGGCCAUAAAGGAUGUUACCUCUAAACAACGCAUAGGACAGAUGAAACAAACGCAGAACAGGUUUUAUGCACUUUAAAACUGCAUCCACGUUUGUUCCCUUGACCUCAAAGAAAUAUUGAAAACCAUGUUGUGUGGAAAAUGGUCAGAGUUCUGUGGUGUGUCGUGUGGUACCAUUUUAUUCAGGGUGGUAUUGCUAUACAGACGUCGUGUUUGCUUUAUCGCUAGUUUACACCGUUUUUCUUUCCAAGUCGUUCAGGACGAUUUUGGUAGAAAUUUGAGAAAUUCAGUAAUCCGUGAGGCUGUUUAAAAAAGUUUCGCCUGUUACAUUGCAGCUAUCGUAGUUAAUCGUGAAACUUGAAUUCACAAAAUUGGACUGUUACAACGCAUCCAAGUAACACUUUUAACCCAUAAGCCUUAAAAUCAUUACAAUGUGAUUGUAAUGAUUUAGUUUAGGUUUAUGAUUUGUUGGCACAACUUUGCAGUCUUUCGUUCCUCACCAACACUUUGUUGUUAUACUUCUUUUCAGGAACAUUUCAGGCCUAGCAAGCGAACGUUUGGAUCUUGUAAGGGAGGAGUAACCGAGCAUUCCUGUAGUACGAAUAAAGAAUUCAGUCAUGUUUCAAAAUAGCAGUCCAGCCAAAGGUCACAGGCCUUUUUUUUGUGUUCUCAAAAGAUAAAAGUUCGAUGUAGGUAAUGUGCUGUAAAGGUGUAGAAGCUUUAUUGAUUUCUUUCCUUUUUUCCUUUGUGUUGAUAAUGGCAUCUCUGCUGCAGUUGGAUCUUAGAAGUAGUGUUCGAUAAAGGUUUCAAAAGAAAUGGUGAAAUAAAAAUGUUUCGGUGUAUCUUUUUUGACAACGUAACGUACAUCCUUAGUGUGUCCUCCUGUAGAGUAUUAUAAGACUCGAAACAAGAAAGCAAUUGUUCUGUAUUGUAGCACUUUCUUUAUCGUGUGUACUGUAUUAGUUCCGGUUUAAUAUGUAUGGUACUGUAUGAAUAUUCAUUAAUUGCCUUGUAAUGUUCGUAAAAGGUUGCAACAUGUAGGAUAUGUAUCUGAAGGCUACAUAAUGUUUUUGGGGUUUUUAUUAUUAUUUGUUCUCUCUUUUUUUGUUUGUUUGUUUGGUUUUUUUUAUGUUCAUGCAUGCCGACAGUUGGGUCCUUUCUAACUCUAAAAAAUGGUGCUAUAUAAUAAUAUAUAAAGGUGCUCAUACGGACCACAGCUGCAUGCAUGUCGAGUUAAAAAUUGAUGAAGUAGAACAAACGUGAAGCUAGCCAUUGGUCAAUUAAAAAACAAAACAAAAAAAAAAACAA